AUGGGUGCUCCCUCUGGCUGUAUGGUUCAUCAGCUCCGCCAGCUGGGCGUUAUCACACUGGCAAUAAUUACAUGGAGCAACGCUUGCAUGUCCAGAAUGAGCCCUUUCCCAACUUGGAGUGGGCGACGACCUCGUGAGAUGUGGGCGCUGCGUUCUGGCCGCCCAUGCUCCUGCGACUAA
Penicillium paradoxum is the source of this 180-nucleotide messenger RNA. RefSeq lists its product as uncharacterized. Lineage: Eukaryota; Fungi; Ascomycota; Eurotiomycetes; Eurotiales; Aspergillaceae. The record is from RefSeq and is a predicted model, not a curated record. The coding region runs from base 1 to 180 and encodes 59 amino acids. The transcript is spliced from 2 exons.